Messenger RNA from Stegastes partitus (bicolor damselfish), 3416 nucleotides. It is a transcript of the gene mamdc2a, whose product is annotated as MAM domain containing 2a. NCBI's taxonomy places the organism in Eukaryota, Metazoa, Chordata, Actinopteri, Pomacentridae. The transcript is spliced from 14 exons. The record is from RefSeq and is a predicted model, not a curated record. Bases 30 to 2090 code for a protein of 686 amino acids. Gene Ontology annotation, cellular component: membrane.
CUAUCAGUAACUUUCCAAAGUCCCGGCGGAUGUUCGCGAUGAGCAAACUGUGCCUCUCUCUCCGCGUGAUGUUUCUGUGCGGAUUCGUCCGGGCUCAGCAGCCGCUGCUGCCCGGCUCCUGCAGCUUUGAGCUGGGCACCUGUGGCUACACAUCAGACGACAACUAUGGCAGAUGGAGCAUUAAUGAAGAAGGGCAUUUGAUAACAGUGGACUCCGCCUACUUAGAAGACCAGGAGCAGGCAAUUCUUGUCAGUCCUACUCUGGACCAGCGGGACUGGAGCUGUGUGAGGCUGGUGUAUCAGAUCACUGGGAAGGGUUCCCUGCAGCUCCACUUAAGACCAGACAGUGACAACUUUGACUAUCGGCUCUGGACUGCCAACAAAGCUUCUGACAGCUGGCUCAUCGCUAGUGUGGACCUACCAAACACCACCAUCCCCUACCAGAUUUUGCUGGAAGGUCGACCUCAACAUGGCUCUGGGAACAGUGUGGCCAUCUUUGAAAUUCACAUUGUUCCUGGUUACUGCAUAGAGUGUAAUUUUGAGGAACAUCACCUGUGUGGCUACAGUAAUAGCUGGAACCCAAAUGUCAACUGGUAUGUCGGGGGGAGUGUGGCUAGAGAGUCUAACCUGCUUGAAAAUCAAACCAGCAAUAACCAGAGAGGCCACUACAUGUAUGCAGACUCAGUGUAUGCCAAACACUUCCAAGAGGUUGCCAAGCUGACCUCACCCAUGACCACAGUGCCCAUGGAAGGCUGCCUGUCCCUCUAUUAUCUCCGAGACCAGGAAAGAGGAAACAUUUUUUCGGUUUUCACCAGAGACCAGCUGGGCCACUAUGAGGAGAUCUGGAGGCCAGAGGUGUAUACUACAGCGGGCUGGACUCCGGUCAGCGUUGACAUCAAGGCCCCACACCCCCUGGAGGUGGUGUUUGAGGUGGCUUUCAACAGUGCCAGAGGUGGAUACGUGGCCAUAGAUGACAUCUCCUUUUCCCCUGUAUUCUGCCACACUGACACAGAACCGACCUUUGACCCAUCUAUAGCCAACUGUGACUUUGAGAAUGGCCUGUGUCUGUACUAUCAAGAGAGAGCAGAGAGUAAGGUGUGGAGUACAGUUUCAGUCAAGCCUAAUGUCUACAGGAUAGGGGACCAUACCACAGGGACCGGAUCUUUCCUCCUGGCAAACACUCGUUUCAUUUCGAGACCUGGUUAUGUGGGUCGGCUUCAUGGCCCUUUUUUACCUGGAAACCACAAAUACUGUCUGAGGUUCUACUACAUGCUUCGUGGGUUUAGGAAAAUAGACAAUGCUCUGGUUCUUUAUAUUUACGAUGAAAAUAAUGUGGCCCAGGAAAAGGUGUGGAGCCUGACUGACAUUUCCCAUGCUGUAUGGACUGAAGUAGAGAUCACCUACAUGAAGCCCAUGUUGUCCAAGGUAGUGUUUGUCAGCAUAUGUAAGAACUUCUGGGAAUGCGGCCUCGUAGCCAUUGAUGACAUCACUGUGAGCCUGGGAGACUGUCAGAUAACAGCAGGUAAAACACUGACACCCUCCCUCCCAGGCCAGUGUAACUUUGAGGGUGGAGUAUGUGGCUUCAUACAGGAUAAGAAAGGGGAUAAGGCUGACUGGUUGCGAGUCCAAGGACACACCCCCACCUCCUAUACGGGACCCAGAGGAGAUCACACCACAGGGGUGGGUUAUUUCAUGUACAUUGAGGCAUCACUCAUGCGUCCGGGUGACAGAGCUCGACUGCUGACCUCUGACCUGCGGGGCUCAUCAUCUCUUCAGUGUUUAAUCUUCUACUACCACAUGUAUGGAUCUGGCACUGGCAUCCUAACUGUGUUCCUGCGCCAUGGCAGCAAAGAGCAAGACACGCUGCUGUGGAGACGGCGUGGUGAGCAGAGUGUCGGCUGGAUGAGAGCAAUGGUGGACUACUCCUGUGAUGCCCAACACCAGAUUAUAUUUGAAGCUAUCCGAGGCCCAUCACUACGAAGUGAUAUUGCUAUUGAUGACAUCCUUUUUAAAAGGGGACCAUGUGAAGAUUCUGGGGACAACACUCCAUACUCAGGAUCCUCAGAGUAUUUCAAUGAGAUUGAAAACUGACGUUGAUGAGAAGUCUGUUGUGCUAGUUUCUCAGAGUUGGCUGGAGUGGUUUUCAAAAGGGUGAAUGCCUAUCCACUGUCACAUUCCCAUUACAUUACAUUACAUGGCAAUAAAUCACACGAUCACAAUUCAGUGCUAAGUCUGGUAGAUACUAUGUACAGAAAGUUGUAUAAGUUUUUUUUGUCACUCUGUUUAUAAGGUAUAAUUUAAAAAUGGUGAUUGCUUUGCUACAUCUGUGACCUUGUUUUCUAUACUUACAUCAAGACAUAAAUCAAGUGUUUGUCCGGUUGCUUUUCAGCAGAAAUGAUCGAGGACCCUUGCUUCAAAAUUUUAUUUCCUUUGUCCUGUCAUUUACUUUAUUUGGUAAAUUAUCACCACAGAAAGACUCUCAGAUAAUAGGCAGAAACAGAGGGAGAACAUGAACAAGGUUCUAAAGAAAUCUGACCUUUUCAUACUGAUGAGGCUCCUAUGAAGAUACAAAUUUUACAGUUUUACCCUAGAGCCCUAAACAAAAAAGCAUCAAGUAAAGUUAUUCUGUAAGUCCAUGCCUACCAGCUUGUGCAUUUUGUGUUCAGGUUUAGGGAAUCAAAGGUUUUCUUGUAAGCACAGAUAUUUUCUGUUUGGUCUUAUAAAAUAUUUGCAAAGUAGAUUUUUCUAAAAAGUUUCAGCACUGUUUAUUUGCUUUGCUGUCUUUUACUGUACUGGCUGCUGCUUUGCUUCCACGUGUUGGUCGAAGGGAUAACACAACACCAUUGGUAGAAAUGCAUCCACAUGUCACCUUAAGGUAUGUGCAUCUUUGGGAGACUGCAUGAAAACACAUAACAGGGAUGGGGACUCACACAUAAGAGAUAUUCUCUUAAGCAAACUCCACAGUACACCAAUCACUGCUUUGUUCUUUUUUCUUUUUUUAUUUAUUUCUACAAUGGUUUUUAAAAUCUGAAAAGUACAUUCAGUCAUCACUCCCAUCAGUGGAGUCACCUUUUAAACCUCAUCUGUGGCUGCAGCUGCAGAGUCAAAACACAAACAUAUCUCAUCUCAGAACACAAAUAAGGUAGUGUAAGUUUCACCAGAAUUCACUAAUUCACUCAAUGUUUUUUAUGCUAUUUUCACUGUGACAAAGGACUUGGGUCCAGCUCUUUAGUUCCUAUCUAUCUAUGACCCAAAGGUGUUCUAUUGGAUUUAAGCAAGGCUACAUAAUUGUCCAGGUCACAGUUUUCACUUUAUACCUCUCUCUUGCUUUGGCUUGUUAUGCUGAAAUGUUCUUCCUCUGCCAAACUGGAUUGGAAGUCAUGUAGUCAGCCAAUAGGUUUUUCAAAUCCACAAGCA